CAAUAAGAUUCCGAGACGAGAAUGAAAGUCUGUCGAGACGAACAAUUAGUCUAACUAGCAAAAGACCAUCGAAUCAUCAUGUGAGCCGAUAAGUGGUAUAGACGAGAGCUUGAGCCAACAUUAAAGCUCCGUGGCGCUGUGGAGAUUACGGAUACCGGCCUCUCUUUCUCAGAUCGCACAUCAAUUCCGCCCAUGACUGCGACCGAGUACUGCACUGCAAUCCAGCGCUAGACGAGAAACUCGAGAGGAAUCAUGUCUCCCGGAAUGUCCUGUUCAGGCGACAACAACUGCUGUUCCAGCGCGACCCCAUCACGGACAGCAUCUACCCACCAGCCCCUGGAUCACACCGGAUAUCCGACCGCCACCGACACCGCUAAUACCGUGUUCAUCGUAAUCGACAUCUGCUACCCGAGUGGGCCUGACUUCUCCGCCGGGAAGGGCAUCGCGACGACAGACUCGGUGCACAGCACGCGAAAUGCAGCCAACGCGCGGGCGAAGAAGAUCAUCUACGAAUGUGGGUCCUGCAAGGUUGACGUUGACAAGAUUAUCGAGGAGGUGAGGAAUGGCCUGUAUACUGGGAUUGGGGUUGGAGGGGAUGACGAGGCGAUCCACGGGCGGUGCUAUGCGCGCAAGUGUGAGGUUGAGAGGUGGUCUGUGGAUGUGGAUGAGGAUGAGGAUAAGGAUAGUGUGAGGUCUGUCGACGUCGAUAUGGGGUGAGAGGAAGAUGUGAGAGGUGGUGGCUUCGGUGGGUUGGGAGGCUGAAGAGUUGAGACAGUGGGAAGAUGGGUAUGGAGGGAUGUAACGUCCACACCGAGCCAACCCAGGAAGCCGAUUUCUGGAAGCACGAUCGUCUCACCGUCCAAGACAGACGGAUACACGACUUCUCGGGG
Molecule: messenger RNA, 890 nt
Organism: Dothidotthia symphoricarpi CBS 119687
Lineage: Eukaryota; Fungi; Ascomycota; Dothideomycetes; Pleosporales; Dothidotthiaceae
Exons: 2
Coding region: 253-717 (154 amino acids)
Source: RefSeq, a predicted model, not a curated record